This is a messenger RNA of Ceraceosorus guamensis, 4195 nucleotides long. RefSeq lists its product as hypothetical. Gene Ontology annotation, molecular function: protein binding. Gene Ontology annotation, cellular component: cytosol; mitochondrial outer membrane; nucleus. The transcript has 7 exons. The record is from RefSeq and is a predicted model, not a curated record. NCBI's taxonomy places the organism in Eukaryota, Fungi, Basidiomycota, Exobasidiomycetes, Ceraceosorales, Ceraceosoraceae. The coding region runs from base 184 to 4032 and encodes 1282 amino acids.
CGCCGACUGACUGCGGCUUCCUCAAACGAUCCGUCGUGAUGAAAGGAACGCUCUGCUGAGCUCGAAAAGAAGGGUGGUCCCAACGCAGCCAAGACCAACAAGGCGGCUGCUCCUCCCGCAGAUGAGAAGGCUGCAGGCAAGGACAUCCCAAAGGAUGACAAGGCCAAGGAAGAGGCCAAGAAAAUGGAGGAGAUGAAGGAAAUGAACCAGUUCCUGGACACUUACGGAGGUCCCUACCUGAGACGAGCUCUUUGGGAAUUCACAAAGCACGACAACCCGGACAGCGGUAUGCUUCGAUUUUUGCGUGCGAGAAAGUGGGAUGUCGACCGUGCGCUUGCCAUGCUUGCAGCCGCUCUCAAGUUCCGCUUCGAAAAGGACGUCGAAGGCAUCGUGGUGAAGGGAGAACAGGGUCUCGAGGCUGUUCCCGGUUUUUUGAAUCAGUUCCGUCGAGGUAUCUCUUACAUCAAGGGCAACAGCGAUGGUGGUCCAGACCAUCCCGGAGAGCACCCCGUCUACUUCAUCCACGUCGCUCGCCACUUUACCAGCGCUCAAAAGCACGAGGUGCUUCAACAAUUCGUUCUGCUUGCAAUGGAGAACGCUCGUCAAUUGACCACUCCCCCCUACGAGAAGGCUGUGGUCAUUUUCGAUAUGGGUGGCUUCGGUCUGAAGAACAUGGACUGGCAAUGUGUGCUUUUCCUGGUCAAGUGUCUUGAAGCCUACUACCCGGAGUCCCUGCAGCGUAUUUACGUGCACUCUGCUCCCUGGAUCUUCAAAGGUAUCUGGCAGGUGCUCCAGCCCAUGCUGGACCCCGUCGUCCGUGACAAGAUCAAAUUCUCGAGCAAGGCUCCAGAGCUUUCUGACUAUGCAUCGACAGCCAAGCUGCGCAAGGGCAUGGGCGGAACAAUGGACUGGGACUGGGACUACAUCGAGCCGGACCCCCGCGAGAAUGAUCUCCUGAAGGACACCAAGACUCAAAAGGCCAUGCAAGACGAGUACGAUGAUCUUGCCAAGCAAUUUGAGGAGGCGACGCGCGAGUGGUAUCAGCAAAGCGACAAUGAUGAUGAGGUUCCGGAACUCACUCAUCGCCGAAUUGUUCUAACCAAGCAAUUGAGACUCAAGGCUCUUCAGAUGAACAAGUACUGCAGAGCUCGCAACGUGUACCAGCGCGCCGGAAUUCUUCACGAUGACGGGUCUUUCGACUGGGAGUACCCUCAGGUCGAUGGUGAGACCAUCAAGCAAAAAUGUGGGGAGCGUCACAGCAUUCCUGCGCUCAAGAAGUGGCUGGAAGAGAACGGCGAAGACACGCUCGAGGACUCUGUCGCCGGCCGUCUCGGCUUCUGCGGCACCGAGGUCGAUGGCGGUAGCAGCAGCCGCAGCAUGAAGAGCGGCAAAAGUGGCAAGAGCAAGAAGGGCGCUGAAGCUGCUGGUGGCGCAGCUGCAGGUGCGGCUGCAGGCGCGGCAGCUGCCAAGGCCUCGACGAAGAAGCCAGCACCCAAGGAGGCCGAGCCUGAAGCAGAGCCAGAACAAGCUCGUCCCGCUCCUUCUCGUCAACCCUCUCAACCGAGCCGCCAGCAAGACCGCACCGAGACUCCCACAGACAAUGGUCGUCAGCAGCAACAGCAGCCACGCGACGAGCAGAGCUACACUGGCGCGGCACUCGGUGCUGUGGGCGGUGCCGCCGCAGCCGCUACGGCAGCCGUGGGCGGUGCCGCUGCCUACGUCACUGGCCGUGGAGAAGACGACUCUAACGGCCAACAGCAGCAGCAGACGCAGCGUCGCAAUGGCAACGCACCUGAGGAGGAUCGCUAUGAAGACGAUGGCCAGGCAGAGGAAGAGGAGGAUGAGGAAGACUUUCAAGAUGACGAGGCAAGCGAUUACAGCGACGAGUCCAUCACACCCGAGACAGCUGUCUUGCCUACCCACAUCCCAAGAAAGUCGCUCACAUCCAGCCAGGUCAAGAUCGACGACAAUGACUGUCGCGAGGAUCUUGCCAUCGUUCGUGAGGCCAUGUCGCUAUUCUUGAACUCUCGCAUGAAAGAGGCUGAGGAGCUCUGCAUCAAGGAUGCCGAGACGCGCCUCUACAAGGCGGUCGGCAUGUCGCUGAUCAACACGGUCAAGGCCAUCAUGACCUUCGAGCCUACGGACUUCGAGAGUGCGAUCUUGUGCUGCAAACACUCCAUGAACAUUGCGUCCCUUCUGCGCAAGAAGCAAGGUACCAUCGGCAAGCUGACUGGCUCGAGCAAGCAGACCAACUACCGCUCCAUGACCCUCGUCCAGCAACACGCUGAGCUUGUUUUCGCAGAGUCUCAGCUGCUCAAGGCCGUUCUUGGUAUCUUCUACGCAGGGGAUGGUAUUGCAUUCAUCAAAAACGCCUUCGGCCUCCGCAACUCCUAUUUCCUCAUUCGCGAGCUGUUCAAGUUUGUGGAGUACUGCGAUGGCGAGGCUGAAGAGGCUCAAAUUCAUGGUCGCCGACCUUCGACCGCUGUCGAUCAAGACUUCAGGUCGGGCGUUUACAUGACCAAUGCAACUUGCUCGCUCAUCCUUUCCAUGCUCCCCGACAAAGCUCUCAAGAUGAUGGAGGGACUCGGCUUCACGGGCGAUCGUCGCUUUGCCCUCGACCUCUACUCUCGCGCAGGUGGAUGGACCAAGUCUCGUCCCCUUCCUACUAUCUCUGCCGACGAGGAGGGUGUCCGUCGCCCACUGUGCGACAUUGCUAUGCUUGUCUACCACCUUGUAAUCUCGUCGUACAUCCCUAUCACAGACGUCGACUUUGAGUUUGCCGACAAGGUGCUGAGCUGGAACUUGGUGCGCUACCCCAACGGAAUCUUCUUCCUCUACUUCUCCGCGCGUCUAUACGCAGCGCAAGCCCUGCCAGAGAAGGCCAUCGAGUACUUCCGUAACGCUAUCGAGUCUCAGCGCGAGUACAAGCAGCUGCACCACCUCUGCUUCUGGGACCUGUCUUUGACCUACCUGGCCACUUGCGACUUUGCUCGCUGCUUCGAGUGCCAAGACGUGCUUUCGCGCGAGUCCAACUGGUCGAAGGCCAUCUACCAGUACGCAAAAGCAGUCAUGCUGUACGAGUCCGGCAUGGAUGACCGCGCCAAGAGCGCUACGAUCAUGCGCACGGUCGCCAAGCUCACCAAGAAGGUGGCCGGACGUCAAAUUCCGUUUGAGCGUUUCUGCUCGAUGAAGGCGCGCAAGUAUGUCGCCCAGAACAAUCGCUUGCCUCUGGCUGGUAUCGAGUUCUCGUAUCUCUGGCACUGCAUUGGACAAACUCCUGUCUUCUUGCUCGUUGAGAACACUCUCAGCCGUAUCGACUCGGAGAUCGACGACCUUGAGAGCUACGCUGAUCCCCGCGCGUACGGCAAUGGCGAGAAUGAGUACUGGUCAGCGUACUGCUUGGCCUUCUUCUUGCGCGGUGUUGCCCUCAAGAAUGUCGCGUUCCCCGAACCCCACACGCUGGUGCGAUUGCCUUCUGAGGACUCCAUCGGUCCUCUCGAAGAGAUCACGCAAGAUGCGGUGCAAUCGUUCGAGAAGGUCAUCGAAAACUCCGGCAAGCUUGACGAGACCGAUAGGUACCUGUGCUACUUCGCUCACUACGAGCUUGGCCGCCUUCUGGCCUGCAUGGGCAAGGAGGAAGCAGCGAAGAAGGAGAUCAAGAAGGUUCUCUCCGGCAAGCCACUCGAGGCCAAGGGCAAGGGCGGUUUGAACCCGAAGGCAAGCUACCUUCUGUCCAACAUGUGCAUGGUCCGUGCACACGCUGCGCUGGAGACGAUGCGCAUUCAAAAGAAUCGCUCCCGCGGUUCUUUCUUCGCUGCUUCUGAUGCCGGUACGCUGGCUUCUGGCAGCUCUAUUGGCGGCAGCCUUUCCAGCCGCAACUCGGUGGUGAGCUCCCAAACAUCUCGCAGCUCUGCCGUGUCUCGCGCCACCUCUAUGUCCAGUCGCUCGACUACCGGCGAUGCUGUCACCAAGAAUGGCCUGACCAACGGCCGAUCCCGUCAACAAAGCGUAGGCACCGACUACAGCCGAUGAUGCCACGCAGCAAAACGUUACCCAGAUUCAGAAUCGAGCCUGUUUAUCUCACGUUCUUCCCAUUGGCUACCAACACUUCUCCCGACUCACCUGGCUUGCAUCUCGGCCUGGGCUUCUGCCUAGCCAGGAGCCCUUUCGCCCGUGCUCGGUCUGCUCUUCGCUU